AUGGGUCGCCAUCGUGGAGCACUUUUUUGUAACAUGAACCUGAAAGAUUCAUAUAUAGGAGAUGACGCCUUAUCCAAACGUGAUAUUCUUAAUCUUAAUUAUCCUAUUGAGCACGGUAUUGUGAUGAAUUGGGAUGACAUGGAAAAAAUUUGGCAUCAUAUAUUUUACAAUGAACUUCGUGUCGCUCCCGAGGAACAUCCUGUGCUCUUAACUGAAGUGCCGCUACACCAUGAAUCUGAAAUAAAAAAACAUGAAUCUAAUCGAAAGAAGUAUGAAGCUAACCGAGAGAAGAUGACUCAAAAUAUGUUUGAAGCUUUUAAUGUGCCUGCCCUUUAUGUUGCAAAUCAAUCUGUUCUUUCAUUACAUUCAACUGGUCGUGAUACUGGUAUUGUUCUUGACUCUGGUGAUGGUGCCACUUAUGCAGUACCAGUCCAUGAAGGUCAGACUCUUCCUGAUACUAUUCUCCGUCUCGAUUUGACUGGUCGUGAUUUGACUGAAUACCUUAUGACAAUUCUUAUGAAACGUGGUUAUUCACUCAUGACUUCUUCUGAAUAUGGGAUUUUUCGUGAUAUUAAAGAAGAACUCUGUUAUGUUGCAUUGGAUUUUGAGUUGGAAAUGCAAACUGCUGCUCAAACUUCCGCUUUGGAGAAAUCUUAUAAAUUACCUGACGGCCAAGUUAUUACUAUUGGUAAUGAACGUUUCCGUACACCAGAAGCCCUUUUUCAGCCUUCCUUAUUAAAUAUUGAAGGUGGUGGUAUUCAUCAAAUUAUUAAUGAUUCUAUUAUGAAGUGUGAUGAUAAGUUUCAUAAAGAUCUUUUGAGUAACAUUGUUCUUUCUGGAGGCAAUACUAUGUAUCCCGGAAUUGCAGAUAGAUUACAGAAGGAACUUACAUUAUUAUCACGUUAUUGUACCUCACAAUAUGCCAUUAUGAUAAAGGUUGUAUCUUAUCCAAACCGCAAAUAUUUAACCUGGAUUGGUGGUUCAAUCUUGGCUUCUCAUCCAAAAUUUCAAGAGAUGUGGAUUAAUAAACAAGAAUAUGACGAAUUUGGUCCUUCUAUUGUUCAUCGCAAGGGUUCAAAUGCCUCAAAAAUAUCAGCUGCGCUGAGUAUUGCCUGUACAACAGUAUAUGAAACUAUAGAUCAUUAUAAAAAAACUGGUUCUUCAUAUCCUAAAAAAUGA
This is a messenger RNA of Cetraspora pellucida, 1179 nucleotides long. The record is from the annotation of a GenBank genome assembly. NCBI's taxonomy places the organism in Eukaryota, Fungi, Glomeromycota, Glomeromycetes, Diversisporales, Gigasporaceae.